GACCUUUAGGAGGGGAUCUCCUCGACAGAGCGGCAUGGUCAUCGUAUCCUGCUGCACGUCUUUAUCCGUUUAAACAUUGCCUUGCCUCGUCUCGCAUGCCGACAUCGUAGAAAGUUCCAGCCCCUGCGUCGCAUCCUACGCAGCCCUUUCACUCACUUCAAGAUGGCCACCACAACCGAGUUUCCGCUCAACUUGACCGUUACGCCCUUCUCGUCAUAUCCGACAGGGGACACAGCGCGCGAAGAAGUUCUGCGCUCCUACACACUGCGCAGCAUUGCACUGACGCGAGAAAGCCUGAAGUGGAAGAACGGAAAGAAGUUCACGAACGCAAGCCAGGAUGGUGGCCACGUGCAGACCUUCUCGAGCGAGAGCACUAUGUCGGGCCGCGAGGGGAAUCUAAGCUGGCACGGUAGAACCAGUAUCCACACGGAAACCAAGUACGAGGCCUUCAGAGCUGGACUGCUCCUCGACCACUCGCCAAACGAGGCCAAAUACAUUCAUGCCAUCAGGGAGACUACCAAGGUCGACUCAUUCUUUGGCACUACCGCCGAAGUAUGGAGAAACGGAUACAAGCUGCCCAUCAUAACGAAAGACCGCGACUUUGUCGAGCUGAUCAUCACCGUCGACUUGCCCGCGCACGCGUCCCCAUUUUCUGAGGAGCACGAAGCUCUCGUCAAGGAGCAGCUCUCCACUCUCUUCCCCACCUCAAACAGCGAGCUGGCGGCUCCCAGGCCACCGGCCGACGAUGGCGAAGCGCAGCGGCUGCGCUCGUUCCUCGUGAUCAGCGUCCCAGUAUCCCACGACGCCGCGCCGCAGCAAAGAGGCGCAUACAUCCGCGGCAGGUACGUCAGCGUCGAGGCCGUUGCGGAGCAGGCGGACGGGACGACGGCGUGGAGAAUGAGCACGCAGAGCGACCCAGCCGGCAGAAUCCCCACAUGGCUGACCGAAAGGAGCCUGCCCAGCAAGAUCGCUGAGGACGUGCCUAGCUUCGUUAAAUGGGUCCGCCAGCAUGUGAUCUGAGGCGCGGUGCGGCGGCGCGAAAGCCAAUAGCUCGUGAUAGAGUUUGAUUCUUUAGUAUACCCUCGCCGUAUCAACGCUGAUGUAACGGCCUCCGUGAUACCCUAGACUCGGGCGACUCGUCCAGUCCCACUGCUCGAUGUGAUACGCUUGAACUUGACGUACU
Tilletiaria anomala UBC 951 is the source of this 1183-nucleotide messenger RNA. RefSeq lists its product as uncharacterized. The record is from RefSeq and is a predicted model, not a curated record. NCBI's taxonomy places the organism in Eukaryota, Fungi, Basidiomycota, Exobasidiomycetes, Georgefischeriales, Tilletiariaceae. Bases 163 to 1020 code for a protein of 285 amino acids. The transcript is spliced from 3 exons.